Messenger RNA from Ceutorhynchus assimilis (cabbage seed weevil), 1507 nucleotides. The record is from the annotation of a GenBank genome assembly. Lineage: Eukaryota; Metazoa; Arthropoda; Insecta; Coleoptera; Curculionidae.
UGUGUGUGUUUUAUAAUAUGGAUCAACAACUAGUGACAAGAACUGACUGCGAUAUAGUCCUAAAAAAAUCCGUAAACUCUGACCAGUUCGAGGUGGUCAAUUUUAAAUUGAAGCCCUUCGAGGACAAGGAAAGGGAAUAUUACAAAGCGGAUUGUGUUUUAGAGGUCAGUGCUAAGAUAUCUAAAAAUAUCACCAGGUAUCGAUUCUUUUUAAAAAAGUUCACCACCAAAUAUGCAGCCUUAAAUGAACUAUUUGAAGAAAUCAAAACUUCUGAACGUGAAAUUCUAUUUUACGAACGCCUCUUGCCAUUGCUUGAAAAUGGUCUAGAAAACUAUCAAGCGGAUUUCGUUCCAGCAUUUUUCCAUGCCAAACUCAACCAUAUAAUGAUACUGGAAGACAUGUCAUUGAAAUACUUCACUGUAGCCAAAAAAUCCAACCCUCAUUUACUGGACAGAUUCCAUUUGAAUUUAGCAUUAAAUGCUGUUGCCAAGUUGCAUGCAGGUUCAUGGGCUUAUGAAGAAAAGCACAGAAAUGCUUAUGCACAAGACUUACUUUGUCAGGAACUUAUUUGGACCGAAAAUAAUGAAGUAAUUCAAUCUGGCAUUAAAGGUUUAAAAACGUUGCUUAACGAAUACAAACAAACAGAUUUGAAUCAGGAUAUUGAUAAGCUCACUGAUAGGGUAUUUGAAAUAAUGAAAUUUCAAACUAAAUUCAGAAACGUUUUGGGACAUGGCAAUCUUCAUGCUAGAAAUAUGCUUUUCAAAUACGACAAAAGCAACGUUGCAAAAUGUGUUCUGAUAAAUUUUGGAUUUUGCAAAUACUUCUUGCCCGCCUACGACGUAUUGACUCUCAUUUUUAAUUGCUCCAACAAAUUGUUUCGUCAACAUUACUUCACUUACCUGGUAAAAUAUUAUUACGACAUCCUCCAACAAGAACUAUCAAAAGAAAACUUAUCUGUAGAACAAUUCAUAAGUUUUGACGACUUCCAACAAACCAUCAACUAUCUAAUGCCAGCAAUAAAAUUACAAACCAUUCUGCAUUUGCAAGACUUUGGUGCCAAAUCAGGCUUUUACAAGCAUCUACAAAAAGACGAAACCGCCUAUAGAAUGUAUUUGUACCAAGACAAGUCGUUUUUUCUGUUGGAACUCUACAAAAAGGAUCCAAUUUUCAAAGACAUGAUCAAUGAGGCUUUGGAAGAGCUCAUUGAAACUUUGACAGUGCCCCAAGUGAGCAGGGAAAAUUGCUACGAGAUUCUGGAAAGGCAGGUUGAAACGAUUUACGUUUUAGAUAGUUUCAAAUUGGUGCCAACUGGUGAUGAUAAGGAUUUGUUCGAGCUUAUUUUGGAGGUAUCUGAUGGACAGAAAAAUGAAACUGUGAAUAAUUAUAAGUAUUUAGUGCAAUGUGGGACUGAUAAUUUUUUUAAAGUACAAAAUCAUGUGAUUGAAUGAUUUUGGGAAGUAAAAACGGCUUCAUGAGAAUGUAAUUAAAUAAUAAAUUAUUCAGCAAG